AUGUGCUCCUGGAAAGAAAUGAGACCCUCUAUUUGCUUGUCCACCUUCCCUUUCAACAGCAACAUGCCCACCGCGAACAUCUCAAACUCCAGAAAAUACAGCCUCCAGAUCCUUGCUCACUGCAAGCAAAACCGGGACUUUGACAAGCUCCUCAAGCAGUAUGAGGCCAAGCCAGACUGCGAGGAGCGCACACUGGAGACCUUCCUCACCUACCCAAUGUUCCAGAUCCCCAGGUACAUCCUGACACUCCAUGAGCUGCUGGCCCACACACCUCAUGAGCAUGUGGAGCGCAACAGCCUGGACUAUGCCAAAUCCAAACUAGAGGAACUGUCCAGGAUCAUGCAUGACGAAGUCAGUGAGACCGAGAACAUCCGCAAAAACCUGGCCAUUGAGCGUAUGAUCACGGAGGGCUGUGAGAUCCUCCUGGACACCAGCCAGACCUUCGUGCGCCAAGGUUCCCUCAUGCAGGUGUCCUUGUCUGAAAAGAGCAAGUCCUCUAGGGGCCGCCUGGGGUCUCUGUCCAUUAAGAAAGAGGGNGAGCGCCAGUGUUUCCUGUUCUCCAAGCAUCUCAUUAUCUGCACCAGAGGCUCUGGUGGGAAACUGCACCUAAUCAAGGGAUCAGAGAACCUUACCCAGCUCACAGACACCCACGCUCACUCUGCUAACUUCAUAUUUUUUUCCACUGGAAAAGCCAAAGGAGCCGGACCAGAGAUAGAACACCUGGAGUUUAAGAUCGGGGUAGAGCCAAAGGACUCCCCACCCUUCACCGUCAUCCUGGUGGCCUCAUCCAGGCAGGAGAAGGCAGCAUGGACCAGUGACAUCAUCCAGUGCGUGGAUAACAUCCGCUGCAAUGGGCUCAUGAUGAAUGCCUUUGAAGAAAAUUCCAAGGUCACCGUGCCUCAGAUGAUCAAGUCUGACGCUUCCUUAUAUUGUGAUGAUGUUGACAUUCGCUUCAGCAAGACCAUGAAUUCUUGCAAAGUGCUUCAGAUCCGCUAUGCCAGCGUGGAGCGCCUGCUGGAGCGCCUGACUGAUCUUCGCUUCCUGAGCAUUGACUUUCUCAACACCUUCCUGCAUUCCUAUCGUGUCUUCACCAAUGCUAUGGUGGUCCUGGACAAGCUGAUCAAUAUCUACAGAAAACCCAUGAGUGCGAUUCCUGCCAGGUCCCUGGAACUCUUGUUUUCCAGCAGCCACAAUGCCAAGCUUCUGUACGGAGAUGCCCCCAAGUCCCCUCGCGCCAGCCGCAAGUUCUCCUCACCACCACCCUUGGCCAUCGGGACAUCGUCCCCGAGCCGCCGUCGGAAGCUGUCCCUCAACAUCCCCAUCAUCACAGGUGGCAAGGCGCUGGAACUGGCUUCGCUUGGGUGCAGCUCCGAUAGCUAUGCCAACAUACACUCACCCAUCUCUCCCUACGGCAAAACCACACUGGACACUGGCAAGCUCUGUGUGGCCAGCAGCUUACCCAAGACUCCAGAGGAGAUUGAUGUGCCUGCCACAAUUCCAGAGAAGCCUGGGGAGCUCUCAGCCUCCAGGAAGCAGAGUAAGUGGAUGCAUGAGCAGAACUACCUUAUUGGCACACAUCACUGCUAG
Messenger RNA from Mus caroli (Ryukyu mouse), 1587 nucleotides. The record is from RefSeq and is a predicted model, not a curated record. NCBI's taxonomy places the organism in Eukaryota, Metazoa, Chordata, Mammalia, Rodentia, Muridae.